Centropristis striata (black sea bass) is the source of this 3809-nucleotide messenger RNA. RefSeq names its product ABI family, member 3 (NESH) binding protein b (gene abi3bpb). NCBI's taxonomy places the organism in Eukaryota, Metazoa, Chordata, Actinopteri, Perciformes, Serranidae. The transcript is spliced from 23 exons. Gene Ontology annotation, molecular function: protein binding. Gene Ontology annotation, biological process: extracellular matrix organization; positive regulation of cell-substrate adhesion. The coding region runs from base 183 to 2699 and encodes 838 amino acids. The record is from RefSeq and is a predicted model, not a curated record.
GUGAUGAUGUCUUCCAAGCCACGCCCCCUGCAGAGCCUAUAGAAGGAGGUGUUUUGGUGGCGGUCCUCUCCACAGCAAGAACGUUCAGGCUGCAGACACAGACACACGUGAAGUUCUUGCUCCUCUUCUUCAUCAUCAUCAACAUCAUCAUCGUCAACGUCGUCCCGUAGCUCUGAGUGGUCAUGGCGAGCAUCGUCCUCCUCCUCCGAGUCAUCCUGCUGCUCGCAGGGACGAGUCUCUUCAACUCUGCACAAAGAAUUGGAGUGCGGCGUCAGAACAUGAAGGUCCGGAUUAACGCCACCGGCGACACCAUUGUGAUGAAAUUUGUGCGUCCAAGUCCAGACGUGAAGCUGGAGGGUUAUAUUCUGGGUUAUGGCAGCAGCAUGUUCUCCAAACAGUUCAUCCAGUUGCCAGAGAAUGGACAACCCUACGAGACAGAGAUGGAUGCAGAGCCUAAGUACCUGGUGGCUGUCCAGCCGAUCCCCGCCAACGACGUGAAGAAACACUGCACAGGGAAGGUGAACCUGGAAAAGCCGCUGCACCUGGUGAUCGGCUCCGUCAGCCCGACGGCGGUGCUGCUGUCGUGGGGGAACUACCUGAAGACGCCGUACGAAAGGAACAUCAUGAACGAGUGUCUGGAGGAUGGGUUCUACACCAUCCGCUACAGAGAGAGGAACAGGAAGUGGAUCUAUCAGACCUGCCCAAGCAGUGACACAGUGAUCGACAACCUGAAGCCCAACACACCGUACGAGUUUGGUGUCCGGUCCAACAAAGACGACCGCAGCGGGAUGUGGAGCAAACCGAUGAUCCAUAACACCAACAUGGGCAAUAAAAACACACAGAAGCCUUUCAAGCUACGUAAUCCUCUGGCGAAGCCGCUGAAACCUCUGGGUCCUCAUGCUCUCUUCCCUCCUCGACCCGCUCUUCACAACAGGACUCGACUCUCUCCGCUGCUCAAACAUUCUGCUUUCCCCGGAGCGCCUCGCACUUCUUUUGCGCCGCUGGAGAGCCAACAGGAACCUUUCCCUCCCAAACUCGAUGAUCAGACUCCCAUGAUCAUGGUACCUCUGUCCUCUCUCACUCCAGACACAGAAAACACUGUCCAACCAGCGGAUCCACUUCCUGUCUUCCCACAACUCCCAUCCACCAAAGCCCCUCUUGCCAACACAGCAGCCUCCCCCCGCCUUAACUUACCAUCCAAUGGCGACUCACUUCAAGGGCAGACUACUAAGAUGCCCACUCAUGCCCCUGAGAAGUCUCGUAUUCCUGCUGCUUUCGACAAAUCACAGGAUGGACUGUCUCGUCUGGCCAAUGAGAGAGCCAAAACUAACAGCUGGGGUCAAAGCAGCAAAAGAAAUCCACGACUGCCUUUGCAGCCCAACAACCCGUCAGCCAACACGGUUGCCAGAUCCUCAAGGCCUGCAUCAAGAACCCCCCUCUUUCCCUUCUCUAACAGCCUCAGACUGCCACACUCCUCUUCCUCUAGACCUAGUAGCUCGUCCCCAACCUCGGGGAUACUCGGGGUAAACGGACAGCCACGCCGGGGCUUUUCUCCUCCUAAACCAGCCUUAUGGUCCAGACCUCGACUGGGAUCACCUGCACGCCCGUCCAUACCGAUUAACAAGAAGCCGAACCUGGUGGGGAAACCUGGAGAAACAGACAAGGUGAACAACUUAAAGCAGACCGACAAGCUGCCGAUCCUGAAACCCAAAGUCCAGCCUGCAACCGCCAAGCCCACCAAAUUGGACCGGAAGCACACCACAACUGGAGCGCCGACAACAACCGCGAGCCGACAGGAAACUUGGGAGGACUCGGAGCUCUUUAAAUCUCAGCCGGCCUCUGACGUCGACGCCUUGGGCAAGAAACGUUACGUGGCGCCUCACGUCAUCUACCAAACGGGCAAGAAACCGGACGAACCCUGUUCCAUCACCUCCUCCCUCAGCUACUUCCCCGGAGACGAACCUGGCGAGGCAAACGUCACCGCUCCACCCAGGUCUCCGCCCUCCAACCUCACUGUGGUAACGGUGGAGGGAUGUCCAUCUUUUGUCAUCCUGGACUGGGAGAAAACCGACAAUGACACUACGGAGUAUGAAGUCAUCUCCACCGCCAAAGGACCUGACGGCGAGCAGGUUUCCAUCAUGAUUACCAACCAGACUCACACCACUGUGGAAAACCUCAAACCUGAGAGCAGCUACGAGUUUAAGGUGAAGCCAAAGAACGAGCUGGGUGAAGGUCCUCCCAGUGAACCGGUGUCCUUCAACACAGAGUCUGCGGAUCCACGAGUGAGUGAGAACGUCUCAGGAAAAGACGCAAUCUGGACUCAGUUCCCCUUUAAGACGGACUCAUACUCAGACUGUCACGGUAAACAGUAUGUGAAGAGAACCUGGUACCGUAAGUUUGUCGGGGUCCAGCUGUGCAACUCUCUCAGGUACAAGAUUUACCUGAGCGACUCCCUCAACGGUAAAUUCCACAACAUCGGGGAUCAGACUGGCUUUGGUGAGGAUCACUGUCAGUUCGUCGAUUCGUUCCUGGAUGGAAGAACGGGCCGGCAGCUCAGUGCAGACCAGCUACAAUCCAGACCUGGUUUCUACAGAGCCGUGCGUCAGGAGCCUGUCCACUUUGGACAGAUAGGAGGACACUCCCACAUCAACUACGUGUCAUGGUAUGAGUGUGGGACGCCGAUUCCUGGGAAAUGGUGAACGGACUGAAUGGUCCUGGGAGAAGCACAGAAGAGGACCGGUGGCCCAGACUGGGAUGGACCUCCGGACCACCUUGACCCAGAGCUGUAAAAACAUGUACAGGACAUAAUCGUCAGGGAUUCUUUAACAAUAUAGCUCACAUGCCUCAUCUGUACUAUUUAUCAACAACAGGGUGGUAGAAGAAGAAGAAGAGGUUCGGUUCAGACUCACGCUAGAUUUAUUUUGUGUAAAGUAACGGGAAGCUGGCUCCCGCAAAUAAUAAUAACUUAUUUAUCAAAAGAUUUUUGAUUACAUCGCCUCACCAGGUCCAACAGGAAAUGGUCUUCUUCUUCUCUGGUGUCGAUUUUCACAACCGUCCUGCUUGAGAUUUCAGAACUGGCAGCUGACCAGUAGAACCAGUCCACUACUGGCGGAUACGAAGCCGACCAACACGAGUUCAGAAGAAAUGUUUGAUAUGCGCUAAACUUUUCUGCCUCUGACAUGACUUUUCUACAAAUUUAGCAUGAUUUCGUUCCUACAAGGCAACAGGUGCUCCGGGUACAACCCUGAUUCCACGAGCCUGGCCUCCUAGUCCCUGACUUGGCUCUGACUAUGUCUCCUAGUCCCUGACACUGUCUCCUUGUCUCUGAAUGAGUCUCCUAGUCUCUGAAUGUGUCUGUAUAUGAAAUGUGGGAGUGUCAGAAGAUUUUGUGUCAGUCCAUCUGAGAUGGCGGCGUAUUGGCACUGUAGGUAAAAAUAAAAUUAUAAAUACAGAGCCGGGGGGUAUUCUGAGGGAAAAAAAUGAAUUUCAAGAUUAUUCCCCACCUGCUGAGACUUCCUGAAUGCUGAAAUGUUUUUGAAGUGCCAUACGACACUUAUAGGAUUGGAGCUGUGUGCUAACGUGCUUUAUAAUUGGCUCAACGUGUCGUCUCUGUGUGUUGAGUUAUUUUCUUGUUGAUGGUUCCAUAAAAACAGUUUACACUUAAACUUUGAGCUGUACUAAUUCUUUAGACCUCGUUAUUAUAAAAUACGAGUGCUUUGUAAAGAACAUGAGAAUGUAUGUUAACAUGAUGUUUUUAUACAUAUUGAUUUUCAACAAUAAAGAUUUGAUUUUUGUUUUUUUAAAAGAAA